Fusarium tjaetaba is the source of this 891-nucleotide messenger RNA. RefSeq lists its product as uncharacterized. Lineage: Eukaryota; Fungi; Ascomycota; Sordariomycetes; Hypocreales; Nectriaceae. The coding region runs from base 1 to 891 and encodes 296 amino acids. The transcript has 3 exons. The record is from RefSeq and is a predicted model, not a curated record.
AUGUCUCAUAAAACCAUUUCUAACGUUGUGAUCGCUGGUGGCACCGGGCGUCUCGGUCCACCGACCAUCAAACACCUCGUCAAAAACGGCUUCAGAGUCAGCGUGCUGACGCGCAAUUCAUCUUCUGCCAAACUCGCACCAGAAGUCGAUGUCAUAGAAGCAGACUACACAUCAGCCAAGACCCUGACACCAAGCCUUGAAGGUCGCGGGUUCGAUGCCAUUCGUCAUCAUUCUCAACCGCCUCGCGUACGACGCAUCGGUGAUUACAUUGCAAGCAGCGGUGAACGGUGGUAUUUAUCGAGCCAUCCCAUCAUUCUUUGGUGUUUCUCUCGACAAUCCCGAGAUAGCCAACAUGCCGUUCAUGAAGACCAAGCUGCCAGUAUCAACACUGGCAUAUUCCUGGAUUGGGUCCUUGAUGAAGACAUAUUUGUUGGUCUCUCGGGCAAGGCACCAACUCGUGUGGCGGACGGCGGAGACAUUCCCAUGUCUGCUACUGCUCUCGAUGAUAUCGGUAAAGCAAUCUCUGCUGUGCUCUUGAAGCCCUAUGAGACAGUUAACAAGUUGUACUACAUACACACUGUGGUUAUGACACAGAAUCAAGUCUUGGGUUAUGCCCGCGAGGCUGCCCCGGAUGCAGUGUUUGCAGUUGAACAAGUCGACACGAAGGUACUCGUCGAAGCUGCGUGGAAGCGGUACAACGAAGGAAUAAGAGACCGAGUUUCGGUUAGGGACUUUGUUAUCAGAGCGAGCUAUGGUAUGGGAAAUGGAUUCUUUCCAAAGACUGACAACGAAUUUCUGGGGAUUAAGCAGUGGAGCGAUGAGGAGCUUAAAGAGGAGAUAUUCAGGCGCGUGAAGGCCAAUCCGCCUGUUAGUCUUAAGGCCACGGAAUAG